AUGCGGUGAAUAAUCACUUCAUAUGAUUUGUCCGUAUAUUUCAGAUGUUAUCUUAAGCCACAAUAAAAUGAGAAGUCUUAUCGUAUUAUCGAAAUAAAGAUCUUAACCCAAUUUUUACUGGCGGUAACUCUAGUUACCUGGACUCUACGUACAAAUAGCAUUGACGACGGUUAAUUCAUCCAAAAACAAAGGAUUGAGUUUGAUCAAAUUCGUUGAACACACCAAGGCACCACCACCACAACGAUGCUCCAUGAAAUAGAAGACUUGGCUCAUUACAUGAACCUCUCUGUGGAGGCGUUCAUCGCCAGCCUGGCCGCUCUGGGCUUGCUGCUGCUUGGUCUGUGCAUGUGCUGCUGCUGCGGCUGCAACACGCGAUGCUGCAGGAGGUGCAGACGACGAAAUAAGAAGAAAAAAGGGCCAGACGUCAAGUCCUUGCAGCAGCUCUCUGAGGCGGCUAAAGAAAGGGCAGAAAUGGAGGAGCUGGCGGGACUCGCCGAGGAGCAGGACGCCGCGUCAAGCAAACAGGAGGAGAAGCCAUGUCUUGGCCGCAUCCUGUAUAGAUUGGACUACGAAUUCGACUCCUCGACACUGCACGUGACGAUCCUGAGGUGCGAGCAGCUCGCGGCCAUGGACGUUAACGGCACGUCUGAUCCUUACGUCAAGAUCUACAUGCUGCCUGACAAAAAGAAAAAGUUCGAGACAAAAGUGAAGAAAAAAACUCUUAAUCCAGUUUUUAACGAGACAUUUACGUAUAAGGCCACGUACGCAGAAUUGAUACCCAAGACAAUUCUGUUGUGCGUGUACGACCACGACAGACUCUCGAAGCACGACCUGGUAGGGGAAGUGAGACUGCCUAUCUGCAUGAUGGACCUCGGCCAGACCAUCGAGGAGUGGAGGGAUCUGGAGAGAACAGAGAUUGACCCCAAGGCUCUUGGCGACAUCUGUUUCUCCAUCCGCUACGUGCCUACGACAGGGAAACUUUCCGUCGUCGUCCUUGAAGCCAAAAAUUUGAAAAAGAUGGACGUGGGUGGAGCCUCAGACCCGUACGUGAAGGUCUGCCUCUUCUACAAAGGUAAACGGACAAAAAAGAAGAAAUCAAGCGUCAAGAAAUAUACUCUCAACCCAUACUACAACGAGUCAUUCUCAUUCGAAAUGCCUUUCGAGCAAAUUCAGGCCACACAUCUGCAAAUCACUGUGGUUGACUACGACCGAAUCGGCCACUCUGAUCCCAUCGGGCGCGUGGUGCUCGGCAUGAACGCCACGGGCUUGGAGCUGCGGCACUGGGCCGACAUGGUGGCUAACCCACGUAGACCCAUAGCGCAGUGGCACAGACUCAAGGACCCGGAUGAGGCAAAUUAUGUUAUCACGGGGCAAAAACCGCCCGGACCCAAAGAUAAAAAGUCAAAAAAGGAUAAGAAACAAGAAAAGGAUAAGAAAACGGAGAAAGAUAAGCAACCUGAUAAAGAUAAGCAACCUGAAAAAGAUAAGCAACCUGAAAAUGAUAAGCAACCUGAAAAUGAUAAGCAACCUGAGAAUGAUGAGAAAUCAGAAAAAGAUAAUAAGGCGGAAAAAGAUAAAGCGUCAGAGAAAGAUAAGAAGCCAGAUAAAGAAAAGAAAAUUAGGAAGGAAAAUUUUUGAUGAG
This is a messenger RNA of Hyalella azteca, 1642 nucleotides long. Its product is annotated as synaptotagmin-2. Gene Ontology annotation, biological process: synaptic vesicle endocytosis; cellular response to calcium ion; calcium ion-regulated exocytosis of neurotransmitter. The record is from RefSeq and is a predicted model, not a curated record. Gene Ontology annotation, cellular component: dense core granule; axon; synaptic vesicle membrane. NCBI's taxonomy places the organism in Eukaryota, Metazoa, Arthropoda, Malacostraca, Amphipoda, Hyalellidae. Gene Ontology annotation, molecular function: syntaxin binding; phosphatidylserine binding; calcium-dependent phospholipid binding. The transcript has 9 exons. The coding region runs from base 244 to 1638 and encodes 464 amino acids.